Molecule: messenger RNA, 2741 nt
Organism: Hipposideros armiger (great roundleaf bat)
Lineage: Eukaryota; Metazoa; Chordata; Mammalia; Chiroptera; Hipposideridae
Product: zinc finger protein 132-like
Exons: 4
Coding region: 722-2599 (625 amino acids)
Biological process (GO): negative regulation of transcription by RNA polymerase II; regulation of cytokine production; regulation of immune system process
Cellular component (GO): nucleus; nucleoplasm
Molecular function (GO): RNA polymerase II cis-regulatory region sequence-specific DNA binding; DNA-binding transcription repressor activity, RNA polymerase II-specific
Source: RefSeq, a predicted model, not a curated record
CAUUUAAUGUUACAGAAAAAAAUCUCCGUAAGAGAGACAUUAUGAUUUCACAUCCUUGGAGAAAAGGGGCCCCUUUAGGACUGGUAGCCCCACGCGUAGAGCACGGGUCGCUUGGUGGGCUUCUCUGAAGGAGAAAAUCCAGGAACGGCCCCUUUAAGAGGAAGCUAAACCACGACCCUGCCAUUCAUCAUCUUGGGACUCCAUUUCCCAGCGCCCCUCGCGUAUCCCUUGGGACCGAAUGCAGGCCGAAUUACAUUGACCAGAAGGCUCCGGGGGAUGGCGGCGGGCCCUGGAGCUAUCACAGCCUACAAGAGGAGCUAUUUCUUGCGGAUCUAGUUGGUGGGGGCGGGACUUCCGGUAGCUCCCUCGCUGACGUUCGUUUUGCUCUUGACAGGUCGUUCUGCGCUGCCCUUGGGAACCCAAGCGUUGGGUCCCGGCCGCUUUCCAGGCGUCUCCUUGGGACCAUCCGGGGACAGAAAGCAGGAUGGGACCGACCUCCCCGCAUUCAACGAGACGUUGUCUUCUGUAACGGGGCGUUCUCCGCGCCUGCUCUGAAUCCCCGCGGUCCCCGGAGACGGCGCCCUAGAAGUCGUGCGCUAUUACACCGUGGAGACUGAGUCCCCGAGUGUGACGGGCGGCGGGCGGGCACCUGGUCCAGCGCAGUUGUGGGAUUGGCUGAGCCCACAGGGCCAGCCCGGGUCCAAUAGCGGUGGCGGCGCUGAUGGACCAGCCGCGGCUGUCCUCAUCAUGGCAGGGCUGGGGAACCUUUGAGGAUGUGGCCGUGUUCUUCUCUCAGGAGGAGUGGGAGCUCCUGGAUGAGGCUCAGAGAUGCCUGUACCACAAUGUGAUGCUGGAGAACUUGGCACUUGUGGCCUCGCUGGGACUUGCAUCUUCCAAGUCCUGUGUGGUUGCCCACCUGAAACAGGGCAAAGAGCCCUGGGUGCCCGAUAGAGUGGACCUGUCUCUAGCCACUGCAAGAGAGGCCAGGAGGGAGCCUAGCUCUGGUUGUUGGUGUGGAGUACAGGAAACCCCUCCUGAGCAGGGUGUUUCUAUACAAGGAGUGCUGCAGUUCGGGACCCCUGAGACAGGUCUUUCCAUCCAGAAGAUCAACCCCUGUGACAUGUGUGGCCCUGUCUUGAAAGACAUAUUGCACAUGGCUGAGCACCAGGGAACAUAUCCUAGGUACAAACCAUACAAGUGUGAAGUGUGUGGGAAAGGUUUCCUACUCAGUGCAAACUCUCGCCAGCACCAGGAGCACUGUGGGGAGAAACCCAUCACAUGCAGGGAGUGUGGUAAGGAUGUUGUGGACAGCCAUGGCCUCCUCCAGCACCAACCCUCCCACAGUGAGGGCGAGCCAUGCAGGAGCCUGGGCCACGGGGAAUCCCCCGCACUGAGCCCCUGUCACCAGCAGCAGGGGGUCCUUGCUGCACAGAAGCUCCUCAAGUGUGGCAGCUGCGGGAAGGCCUUCCUGAAGGCCCUUGUGCUCCUCAACCACCUGCUGACUCAUUCCACAGGGACACACUUCAGCUGUCCAGCAGGUGGAAAUGCCCCCACGGAGAAUGCGAUCUUUGUUGGUCACGGAAAAAUUCACACUGGAGAAGCACUGCACGUGUGCAAGGACUGUGGGAAGGCCUUCAGCCACCCAUCUAAGCUGAGGAUGCACCAGAAGGUUCACGCUGGAAAAACACAUCACAAUUGCAGUGAGUGUGGAAAGGCCUUCACCCGCAAACACUCGCUGGUCCAGCACCAGAGAGUCCACACUGGAGAGCGACCAUAUGAGUGUGCACAGUGCGGGAAGGCCUUCACUCGCAGCUUCCAUGUGGUUCGGCACCAGAAAGUGCACAACACAGACCGGCCUUAUGAGUGCAGACAGUGCCGGCGAGUCUUCAGCUGUAUCUCCAACUUUGUUGAGCAUCAGAAAAUACACACCGGAGAAAGGCCUUAUGAGUGCAGUGAGUGUGGGAAAGCCUUCAUUAACAGCUCUCAUCUGGUCCGGCACCGGAAGGUGCACAACACAGAAAGGCCCUUUGCGUGCAGCAAAUGUGGGAAAGCCUUCCGGCAGACCUCCAAGCUUAUUCUACAUCAGAGGAGUCACACUGGAGAAAGGCCUUAUAAGUGCAGCCAGUGUGGGAAAGCCUUCAGCUGCCCCUCCAACCUCAUCCCACACCAGCGAAUUCACACUGGAGAAAAGCCUUAUGAAUGCUCCAAAUGUGGGAAGGCCUUCAGUCAAAGCUCUGCCCUCAUUCAGCACCAGAAGGUUCACACCAGAGAAAGGCCCUACGAGUGCAGUGAGUGCGGGAAAGCCUUCAGCUACAGCUCUAACCUUGUUAAGCACCGCAAAGUCCACACUGGAAAAAAGCCAUAUGAAUGCAGCCAGUGUGGGAAGGCCUUCAGCGAAAGCGCCAUCCUCAGUCAGCACCAGAGAGUUCACACUGGAGAAAAGCCUUACGAGUGCAACAAAUGCGGAAAAGCUUUCCGCUACAGCUCAAACCUCUCUAAGCAUCAGAAGGGUCACACUGGAAAAGAGCCUUCUGAGUGCAGAGGACACAGGAAUGCCUUCAGCCAGCACCAGAGAGGUUACAACAGAGAAAGGCCUUAGGAGUGUGGCAAAUGUGGAAAACCAUGAGCAUGGGCUUUCUCCUUGUUUACUAUAAAAGGACUUGCUGGGCUGGCUGAGUGAUUCAGUUGGUUAAGAGUUGGCUUAAGAGCGCAAGUGCUGAGCAGCAGGGCCGCCGGUUCGA